AUGGAUAACUUAGAUGUAAUAAAAGAAGAGUUUGUUCAUGUUAAUGUUAAAAUUGAACCAUGUGAGGAAAACUAUUCAGAAUUUGAUGGUGUUGUUGAAGACAAUAUUCCACAAGAUUCAUGCGACUACGAACCUCCUGAAAUAAAGGUUAAGGUAGAGAUCGUACAACAAAACUCUGAGGACCAGCAUGAAAGUAAUCACUUAUUACUAGAAGCUGAUAGAAAACCAGAUUUGCAGGAGCACUUUCAAGAUAGUAACAUAGGUGGAGACAUAAAGUAUAAUAAAAGAAUUCCGUGCCCGAAAUGCGAUCGUACUUUAAAAAACCGGGGAAAUCUAAAACAGCAUCUGCGAACUGUGCACUUAGAAACUUCCGAAAAUAUAAAAUGCCCAGAUUGUGAUCGAGUUUUUAAGUCGAGGGAGUAUUUGUGGAAUCACCAACAUUCUGUACAUUACAGUAUUGAGGAAAUGCCCUGUCCUGAGUGUAACAAGACUUUUACUAAUAAAAGACGCUUAGACAAUCAUUUCUACUACACUCAUAAAGAUAAAACUCUAGUAACAUGUCCAACGUGUGGUAAAAACUUUCAAGGACAGCGAAAACUGAAACUGCACAUGAAACAUGUCCACACCUUUAAUGAAAAUAUAUUAUGCACUCACUGUCAAAAACGAUUUAAAAGUGAGUUACUGCUUAAAAGACAUAUGGCAUAUCAUCAUUCUGAUGGUCAGGAAUACAAAUGUGCCUUCUGUGACAAAAUGUUUGACUCAAAUAUUAAGUACAAAAAACAUUUAGAACAAGUUCACCCUGAGCAGCGUAUACAAUGCCGCAUCUGUUCCAAACUUUUAAAAUCAGUGCAGAUUGCAAAAAAACACUUAAGAAUUGUUCAUCAAUUGAAGGAUGGAAUCCUUGAAGAGAAUUUAGUAAAAGUAGCUAAUGAUACUAUAAUAACAAAUUUCAUUAAUGGUGUUGAUAAGGCAGUGGAAGUUACUUGUGACUUAUGUUUCAAAGUAUUUUCCAAUCAAAGUGUAUUUUAUCGACACAUAAGAUCAACGCACCCAUCAAAGGAGCAAGAGGUUUCCUGUGAUGUUUGUAAUAAAGUGUUUAAAUCGCCUCAUCAUCUAAGAGUUCACAAGGCAGCUGUACAUUCCAUUAACCAAUUUACAUGUAGUCUUUGCAAUCAAACCUUUUCUUCGAAGAAGUAUUUAACAAGACAUGAGAAGAGGCACAAUAAGAUUGAACAACAGUUUGAAUGUGAUAUUUGUAAUAAAUUUUAUAAAUGCCGAGAAUAUUUAAAGAGGCAUUUAAGACGUGUGCAUGACAAUAAUAUUUUAGGUAUUUAA
Messenger RNA from Pieris macdunnoughi, 1335 nucleotides. Lineage: Eukaryota; Metazoa; Arthropoda; Insecta; Lepidoptera; Pieridae. The record is from the annotation of a GenBank genome assembly.